AUGGAACACCACGGGGCUUUGACCAUGAGAGUGGCUCUGGCCAUACUUCUUGUCACUACCUUUCUCACGCAGGUCCUUGCUUCUCACAAUCAUGGCUCACAUCACGUACACCCUUCUUCUUCCUCUGUCAGUGCUCGAAACGAGAGCGAGACGUCUCGAGAAGCGGCGGCGGCGGCUGUGGAGGCAGCCCUAGCGUCGCUUGGUUUAUUGAACAAGGCUCGUAUUGAAAAUCCUCACUUCAACAGCUACACGCUCAAAUCUGGCGACGAUACUGCCGACCCGGCACCUAGUAUCAACAUAUCGGCUGCGACUGAGGAUGGAAUCACGAGAAGAUUCCGCCGGCGACAGGAGAACAGCACCGUCGAUGAGGUUGAUACUAGCUACUCCAUCUCCCCCGAGCUAGCACAGGCGGCAAAAGUCAUGGCUGAAUCUACGCCACAAAUUCCUUCAGGUAAUCACAGUGAUGUGGCAGCCGCGAUGAAGGAAAAGUACACACACAGCACCAAUGAUACGAAUGUGCCACAGUCGCACAAAACUCCAGAGGGAAGACUGUCAGUCUAUGGCGAUGAUGGUGACAUGACGAAUGGCACAGCAAAUGUCAAACGAGCUGAUGAGUGGUGGAUGGUCGGCAUGGCUUCGAAUGGAAAAAGUCCCCAUGCGCCAGACGAUUACAAGGUCUGGAGAAACGUCAAAGAUUACGGUGCCAAGGGUGAUGGUGUCACGGACGAUACGGAGGCCAUCAACCGUGCCGUGUCUGAGGGUGGUAGAUGUGGCGCGAACUGCGGAUCUAGCACCGUAUACCCUGCUGUCGUGUACUUCCCGCCAGGCGUCUACCUCGUCAGCAGUCCCAUUAUACAGUACUUCAACACAGAGUUCCUCGGUGAUCCGUUGAACAUACCUACUCUCCUCGCUGCCUCGAGCUUUGUGGGACAGGGCGUCAUUACUAGUGAUGUCUAUGUGAGCGACAAUUCAGAAUGGUAUCUCAAUACAGCCAAUUUCUUGCGCAGUGUCAGAAAUUUCAAGAUAGACAUUAGACCCGCCUCGCCAUGGAGCUAUAUAUGUGCUAUACACUGGCAGGUUGCGCAGGCAACAUCACUGGAGAAUCUUGAGAUUUACAUGCUGUACGAUUCUGAUGUACCCGGACACAACCAGCAGGGUAUCUACAUGGAGAACGGAUCAGGGGGGUAUCUGGCUGACAUUAUCUUUGUUGGUGGACACUUUGGGGCAUACUUUGGCAAUCAGCAGUUCACAACCAGUCAUUUGAUUUUUGUGAACUCUGUCAUCGGUUUACAAGUGCAUUGGGACUGGGCGUGGACAAUGCAAGACUUCAUCUUCGAAAGCUGUACUACAGGGCUGCUCGUUGUUGGCGGAGCUGGUGGUUCCAUGUCCAACGGUCAAAAUCUUGGAUCCCUCGUGCUCGUUGACUCCAUCAUCGCCAAUACGCCCCGAGCCAUUGUGACGACCCUUUCCUCGGAUAGCUCCACCUCAUUCUACCUGCAGAACGUCGGGUUCUUCAACACGGAGGUCGCAGUCACCGAUGACUCGACCGGCAAUGCUCUACUGGCCGGUGGCAACCAAGUCGUCGUGGACAGCUGGGGCUUUGGACGUGUAAUUGAUAACACAGACAACACUGGCGAGACUUUCUUCGCCAAUGGAGAAUAUAUCGCCAUAAUGGACCGCAACACCGCGCUACUGGGAGACGCCUACAAUCAGAUGGCGCCCAACUUUUUUACGCGGCGAAGGCCAGGCUAUCUCGACGUUGCAUCGAGCAAGGUCAUGAAUGUCAAGACAUUAGGAGCAGUGGGCGACGGUGUCGCGGAUGAUACGAAUGCGCUCAAUUCCAUCCUAGAGGGCGCCGCCAAUACGUCGUCGGUGGUCUUCUUCCCGUAUGGUAUAUACUUGGUAACGGAUACGCUUCGUGUCCCGCUUGGUUCGCGUAUCAUUGGACAGGUGUGGCCUCAGAUCAUGGGUACAGGUGAAAAGUUCUCUGACGAGUCUCAACCUCGAGCUGUUGUGCAAGUAGGCAAAACGGGCGACGUAGGUAUCGCCGAGAUCUCAAACAUGAUGGUGACCGUCAGGGGUGCUACCGCGGGCGCCGUAGUCAUCGAAUGGAACGUUGCUGAAUCAAGCCUUGGAGCUGCUGGGAUGUGGGAUACUCACGUCAGAGUCGGAGGUGCUGCUGGUAGCGAUCUCUCGCUUGCGCAAUGCCCCAAGCAGUCGGGCAUGGUGAAUCCCCAUUGCAAGGCUGCGUCGCUUCUGAUGCAUCUGACGCCCAAAUCAACAGCAUACCUUGAAAAUGUCUGGCUCUGGGCAGCCGACCACGACCUGGACGAUUCCUCCUUGGGCCAGAUAGAUGUCUAUUCUGGCCGGGGUCUCCUGGUCGAAAGCGAGAAGGCUUGGCUAUGGGGCACAUCGGUCGAGCACAGCGUGUUGUACCAGUAUCAAUUCUCCGGGGCGGAGAAUGUGGUUAUGGGCAUGAUUCAGACCGAGUCGCCUUAUUUCCAGCCCGUCCCGCUGGCACCAGCACCAUUCACCACAGGCAUGUUCCCGAACGACCCUACCUUUACCAACUGUGUGGGUGCCUCAUCGCCGCGCUGCGCCGUCUCGUGGGCUGUCCGCAUCAUCGACUCGUCUUCUCUAUACAUGCUUGGCGCUGGCCUGUAUAGCUGGUUCGACGAUUAUGACCAGGACUGUGUAAGCACCGGAGACUGCCAGGAGCGCGGGUUCGAGAUCCGGGAGAGCACCGAUAUCUGGCUUUAUAACCUGUGCACCAAGGCCAUCCAGGAGAUGGUGUCACCCCUUGGGAGUGUACCAACCUACGCCAAGGACAACGUGAACGGGUUCCUUUCUUCAAUUUUGGCCUGGCUUCAUGGCUCAACCCAGAUUGUGGGCCAGCGCGACUUUCCCGGCUUUCGCGUUUGGACACCAGGCAUGCUGGACAAGGCCAAUGGUGCCCUGCUUUCCGAGAGCUGCAGGAACGCUUUGACCGAGAUUAUUGCGUGCGACAAUCGUACCGAGAGUUUCCAGAUGCCAGGACUACGCAGCUGGCUUGGCACCGUCGAGGAUACAGACAGUGUCUGUAUGGACUCGUGUGGCGAGAGCUUGCAGAGCUGGUUCGAUAGCGUUUCCAUUGCAUGUGAUGGGCGGCUGAUCAACGAUGCAUUGCCCACACUACUCGGAGGCCGGAUAUGGACCAACUGGAACCAGACUUGUCUCAAAGAUCCCGCCACAGGUAAAUACUGUGGGGAAAUAAUUGACGACUUCAGCCUGGUAUCGUCGAUCGAGAACAUGCCUCGCGAUGAGCUAUGCUCCUUCUGCUGGAUCGAGCACUACGCCAUACCUCAGCGCUCCCAGUACUCGAACUACGAUGAGUUUUUGCAGUCCCAGCUCGACUACACCGCCUCCCAGUGCGGCCAAGGUGACAUUGAUACCAGCAUUCCAGAUUCGCCGUUUCGAACCGACGAAUCAUCGACCUAUUGUCAAAGUAAUUAUUGGUAUACUACAUCGGAUGGCGACACCUGUGACUCGAUAGCAGAGAGCAAUAGCGUCUCAUCAGCAGCACUGUAUCAAGGGAACCCUGAUACCAUCUACAACUGCUCUUCCAUAGCGGCUGGUACAGAUUUGUGCAUGCCAGCAUCUUGCGAGCUUAUAUGGGUCGUACAACCCGGAGACACGUGUACCUCUAUCGAGUACAACGUCACUGCGUCCACAAUGAGCUCAGUGUUUGGAAAUAUAAAAAAAUACAAUCGCUGGGUGGACCGCGACUGCACGAAUCUGCACGCAGCUGGCGAUGCAGUCUUUGGGCACGUCGUAUGUCUGUCGCCGCAGAACGGCCUGUUUUCCGCCAACGCAUCCAUGCCGGGUGAUACUACUAUCCCAGCAGCCAAUACCGGGUAUACAAACUACAUCAGCGAUCCCCCAGAGGGAGCCACGGUUGCGGAGGGAACGACGAUGAAUUGCGGCACGUGGCACAUUGUCGUGGAGGACGACACUUGCGGCACCAUUGCAUUCACGAGUGGCACGACGAUCUACAUUUUUAUGGAGGUGAACCCCUCAGUCGGAACAGAUAUCCAGAGCUGUACUAGCCAAUUGGUAAUUGGAGAUGCAUACUGCGCAGUGCCUCAUUCCGCCUGGGACCAGGUGUCGAGAUAA
Pestalotiopsis fici W106-1 is the source of this 4152-nucleotide messenger RNA. RefSeq lists its product as uncharacterized. The transcript has 9 exons. NCBI's taxonomy places the organism in Eukaryota, Fungi, Ascomycota, Sordariomycetes, Amphisphaeriales, Sporocadaceae. Gene Ontology annotation, molecular function: polygalacturonase activity. The record is from RefSeq and is a predicted model, not a curated record. Bases 1 to 4152 code for a protein of 1383 amino acids.